Molecule: messenger RNA, 2913 nt
Organism: Prorocentrum cordatum
Lineage: Eukaryota; Dinophyceae; Prorocentrales; Prorocentraceae
Source: the annotation of a GenBank genome assembly
AUGGAGGUGAAGCAGCAGCGCGAGGCGGACCAGCUGAGGCCGCAAGACCCUCAGCAGCAGCAGCACGAUCCAGAUGGCUCUGCUGUGGCCUCUGAGGCAGAACGAUUGAGGCAGAAGGUCUCGCAGCUGGAGGCUCGCUUGUCCGAGGAGAGGCGGCAGCGCGAGUCUAGCCGCUCUGCUGUUGACACAGAUCAGCUGAGGCAGCAGGUUUCGGGUCUGCAGGCCAUGCUGUCCGAGGAGGAAGGGCAGCGAAAAAUAGCUGGUUCUGCCGCGGCCGCGGAGGCGGAGCAGCUGAGGCAGCAAGUGUCGGAGCUGAGCAGCAAAUUGUCUGCGCAACAGGGGCAGCGGGCGUCGUCCAGCUCCGCCGCCGCCGCAGAGGCAGUUGAGCUGAGGCAGCAGGUUUCAGAAUUGCAGGUCAAGCUGUUCGAUGAGGAGCGGCAGCGGGAAGCGGCCGUUUCUGCCGCGGCCGCGGAGGCGGAGCAGCUGAGGCAGCAGGUGUCGGACCUGAAGGCCAAACUGUCUGCGCAACAGGGGCAGCGGGAGUCGUCCGGCUCCGCCGCCGCCACAGAGGCAGAUGAGCUCUGGCAGCAGGUGACGGAACUGAAGGCCAAGCUGUCCGAGGAGGAGCGGCAGCGGGAAGCGGCUGGUUCUGCCGCGGCCGCGGAGGCGGAGCAGCUGAGGCAGCAGGUGUCGGACCUGAAGGCCAAAUUGUCUGCGCAACAGGGGCAGCGGGAGUCGUCCGGCUCCGCCGCCGCCACAGAGGCAGAUGAGCUGAGGCAGCAGGUGUCGGAACUGAAGGCCAAGCUGUCCGAGGAGGAGCGGCAGCGGGAAGCGAUCGGUUCUGACGCGGCCGCGGCGGCGGAGCAGCUGAGGCAGCAGGUGUCGGACCUGAAGGCCAAAUUGUCUGCGCAACAGGGGCAGCGGGAGUCGUCCGGCUCCGCCGCCGCCACAGAGGCAGAUGAGCUGAGGCAGCAGGUGUCGGAACUGAAGGCCUGGCUGUCCGAGGAGGAGCGGCAGCGGGAAGCGGCUGGUUCUGCCGCGGCCGCGGCGGCGGAGCAGCUGAGGCAGCAGGUGUUGGACCUGAAGGCCAAAUUGUCUGCGCAACAGGGGCAGCGGGAGUCGUCCGGCUCCGCCGCCGCCACAGAGGCAGAUGAGCUGAGGCAGCAGGUGUCGGAACUGAAGGCCUGGCUGUCCGAGGAGGAGCGGCAGCGGGAAGCGGCUGGUUCUGCCGCGGCCGCGGAGGCGGAGCAGCUGAGGCAGCAGGUGUCGGACCUGAAGGCCAAAUUGUCUGCGCAACAGGGGCAGCGGGAGUCGUCUGGCUCCGCCGCCGCCACAGAGGCUGAUGAGCUGAGGCAGCAGGUGUUGGAACUGAAGGCCAGGCUGUCCGAGGAGGAGCGGCAGCGGGAAGCGGCCGCCUCUGCCGCGGCCGCGGAGGCGGAGCAGCUGAGGCAGCAGGUGUCGGAGCUGCAUGUCAAGCUGUCCGAGGAGGAGACGAGGAAUGAGUCUGCCAGUGCUGCCUUCGCUGCGCAGGCGGAGGCUGUGAGGGAGCAGGUCUCCGAACUGCAGGGCAGCCUGUCGGAGGAGGCGCUGCACCUGGAGGUGCUCGGCCCCUCCAUCGCGGCGGAGGCGGGGCUGCGCGAGGCUGCCGCGCCCGCCGCGGCCGCGGAGGCGGAGCGGCUGCGACAGCAGGUGGCGGAGCUGCGCAGCAAGUUGUCUGCGCAACAGGGGCAGCGGGAGUCGGCUGGCUCCGCCGCCGCCGCCGCCGAGGCAAAUGAGCUGAGGCAGCAGGUCUUGGAACUGCAGGCCAGGCUGUCCGAGGAAGAGCGGCAGCGGGAAGCGGCUGGUUCUGCCGCGGCCGCGGAGGCGGAGCAGCUGCGGCAGCAAGUGUCGGAGCUGAGCAGCAAGUUGUCUGCGCAACAGGGGCAGCGGGAGUCGUCCGGCUCCGCCGCUGCCGUAGAGGCAGUUGAGCUGAGGCAGCAGGUUUCAGAAUUACAGGUCAAGCUGUUCGAUGCGGAGCGGCAGCGGGAAGCGGUCGGUUCUGACGCGGCCGCGGCGGCGCAGCAGCUAAGGCAGCAGAUGUCGGACCUGAAAGCCAAACUGUCUGCGCAACAGAAGCAGCAGGAGUUGUCUGGCUCUGCCGCCGCCACAGAAGCAAAUGAGCUGAGGCAACAGGUCUCGGAAUUGCAGGCCACGCUGUCCAAGGAAGAGCGGCAGCGGGAAGCGGCCUGUGCCGACGCGACCGCGGAGGCGGAGCAGCUGCGGCACCAGGUCACGGAGCUGCAGGAACAAUCGCAGGCCGCGGUGCUGCAGCGCGUUACCGGCAUUGAGAUGCGGCUGGAGUUGGAGGAGGCGCAGCUGACCGAGAGCCGCAACCGCCUUCGCGAGGCGAGGACAGAGCUGGUGGCUGGGGGUGCCGAGACCCACAUGUUUGCGUCGGAGCUGCUGGAAGAGCACAGCCAUCUCGUGGAGGCGAGGGCCGAGCUGCAGGACGGGCGCGCCCGGCUGGCGGAGGCCAAGGCGGAGCUGGAGCACCGGAGCGCCUUGAGCCGCGGCUGCGCCGCGGAGCUGGCCGAAGAGCGCCGCGCCGCCCGCUGGCUCCAUACCCAGCUGGCGGAGUUGGAGCUCGCGGCGCUGCAGACCGCCGAGGCGGCGGAGGCGCACGCCGAGAGGGCCCGCCACGGAAUCUGGGCCGCACCCGCGGGCGGCGAGCCGCGCGGGAGCCGAGGGUGCGACGAGGCGGCCUCCUGCCACGUGGAGGGCCACCCUGGCGGCUGGGUGCUCGCGGACGACGCGGCCUCCCGCGCCCUGGCAGAGCUGGCCGCCUCCGAGGCCGAGCAGCUGCGCCGCGAGGCCGAGCUGGUGCACCGGGAGGCCCGCAGCUGGGCCGAGGCGCGCCCGCGCUCCAGCACGCCG